GUCUCCAGCUCACGCUCUCCCGCGAAACCGCUCAGCCGAACUACAGCCAUGAUUGACUCACUGACGCUUCUUCCCCACAAGUUCUACAAGGAUCCGGACUUCGAGACCAUGCAAAUUCACGCUGGUCAACAAGUCGACUACACCACGAACGCUCGCGCACCGCCUAUCUAUGCGUCGACGAGCUUCGUCUUCAAUGACUCGGCGCAUGCUGCAGAUGUCUUUGGAUCCAAAAAGACCGGCUACAUUUACUCCCGCAUGGGAAAUCCGACAGUUGAAGUCUUUGAGCAGCGUAUGGCCGCACUCGAAGGCGGUCAGAUGGCCGUCGCUACUGCCAGUGGUCAUGCGGCCCAAUUCAUGGCCAUUACAACUAUUGCCGGCUCAGGCGACAACAUUGUCUCGAGCUCGUACUUAUAUGGCGGUACCUACAACCAAUUCAAAGUGUAUUUGAAAAAGUUCAACAUCGGCGUCAAGUUUGUGCAAAGCCUAGACCCGGCAGACUUUGCCGCAGUCGUCGAUGAGAAGACAAAGGCUAUUUACACCGAGACUAUCGGUAAUCCGAACUACAUAGUUCCAGACAUUCCAGGGCUUGCAAAGGUUGCGCACGACAAUGGCAUCCCGCUAAUCAUUGACAACACUUUCGGCAUGGGCGGAUAUGUCGCAAGACCGAUCGAUCUUGGCGCCGACAUCGUUGUGCAUAGUGCGACUAAGUGGAUUGGUGGGCAUGGUACCACCAUUGGCGGCAUUAUCAUCGACUCUGGCAAAUUCGACUGGUCGAGAUCCGGCAAGUUCCCCUCUUUCACUGAGCCCGCGGAAGGCUACCACGGUAUGCGCUUCGUCGAGACGUAUGGCAAAGUCGCCUUCGGCAUCAAAGCCCGACUCGAUGGCAUGCGCGAUCUUGGUGCGACGAUGAACCCCUUCGGCGCAUUCUUGCUUCUCCAGGGUCUCGAGACGCUCUCCCUCCGCGCGGAACGACACUGUGAGAACACCCUCGCUGUCGCAAAAUUCCUCGAGAAGCACGAGAAGGUCGCAUGGGUCAGCUACCCAGGGCUUGAAUCGCACCCAGCGCACUUGCUUGCGAAGCAGCAGCUGAGGGAGGGCAUGUUCGGCGGCGUACUCAGUUUCGGCGUCAAGGGCGGCCUUGAAGACCAGAAGCUCGGCAGCAGGGUCGUCGAUGCGCUCAGGCUUGCGAGUAAUCUCGCCAACGUUGGUGAUGCGAAGACACUGGUCAUCCACCCCUGGACAACCACCCACCAGCAGCUCACUGAGGAGGAGAAGCUCUCUGCAGGUGUCACUCCAGAUCUUGUCAGGCUUUCUGUGGGCAUUGAGAGCUUGAGCGACAUCAUCGCCGACUUCACGGAAGCACUCAAGCUGGCUCCCUAGAGCUCUAGAGAGGCUUAUACGUAAAAUCUGUGCUGUUUAUAGUUUUGUAUUUGUGGAUCAUUCAGGCAAUUACAGUGCCUGUAUUUU
This is a messenger RNA of Phanerochaete carnosa HHB-10118-sp, 1467 nucleotides long. RefSeq lists its product as uncharacterized. Gene Ontology annotation, biological process: transsulfuration. Gene Ontology annotation, molecular function: transferase activity, transferring alkyl or aryl (other than methyl) groups; pyridoxal phosphate binding. The coding region runs from base 49 to 1380 and encodes 443 amino acids. The record is from RefSeq and is a predicted model, not a curated record. NCBI's taxonomy places the organism in Eukaryota, Fungi, Basidiomycota, Agaricomycetes, Polyporales, Phanerochaetaceae. The transcript is spliced from 13 exons.